This is a messenger RNA of Pestalotiopsis fici W106-1, 696 nucleotides long. RefSeq names its product Orotate phosphoribosyltransferase. The record is from RefSeq and is a predicted model, not a curated record. Gene Ontology annotation, molecular function: orotate phosphoribosyltransferase activity. Bases 1 to 696 code for a protein of 231 amino acids. The transcript has a single exon. Gene Ontology annotation, biological process: pyrimidine ribonucleoside biosynthetic process; 'de novo' pyrimidine nucleobase biosynthetic process; pyrimidine nucleotide biosynthetic process. NCBI's taxonomy places the organism in Eukaryota, Fungi, Ascomycota, Sordariomycetes, Amphisphaeriales, Sporocadaceae. Gene Ontology annotation, cellular component: cytoplasm.
AUGGCUUCCAUUCCUCAGUACAAGACCGACUUUAUCAGCGCCGCCCUCGACGGCCGGUGUCUGCGUCUGGGCGAGUUCACUCUCAAAUCGGGCCGCAUCUCCCCAUACUUCUUCAACGCUGGUGACUUUUACCGAGCCGAUCUCUUGUCCGCCCUGGCUUUUGCCUAUGCCCACACCAUCCACGAGUCCUUUGCCUCCUCCUCGGGCUCCUCUGAUUUGCCCUUCGACGUCAUCUUUGGCCCGGCCUACAAGGGCAUCCCGCUGGCGACGGCAACCACGUUUGCCCUGGCCCAGGUCGAUGCCCGGUACAAGAAGCUCGAAUACUCCUUUGACCGCAAGGAGGCCAAGGACCACGGCGAGGGCGGCUCCAUUGUGGGCGCACCGCUCAAGGGCCGCCGGGUCCUGAUCAUUGACGACGUGGUAUCGGCGGGCACGGCCAAGCGCGAGGCCGUGGCCAAGAUUCAGGCCGAGGGCGGCACCGUCGUCGGCAUCGUCGUUGCCCUGGACCGCCAGGAGACCCUGCCCGAUAGCACCGGCUCCGCCAUUGGCCUGCUGCGUCAGGAAUUCGGCAUCCCCAUUGUCGCUGUACUCAAGCUCGACGAUAUCUUCCGCGGCCUCAAGCAGAGCGGCGUCGCCACUGAGGAUGAUCUCAAGAGGAUAGAGGAGUACCGAGCAAAGUACGGUGCAAGCGACUAG